AUGCUCAAACCGAAAAUUAUUAGGCCGUGCUGCGUGGGGUUUCUGAGUCGCUCCAGCCUGCUGCUUGCGCUUGUGGCGCUGCUCGCUGUGACGGGCGCGCGCGCGACCAACCCCAACGACGACGACCACAGUGGCUCGUACGGCGACGAGGUCGUCAUGGUGCCGCCGUUCGUGGCUUGCGUGCAGACAGUGACGUCGCUUGCCGCGCUCGUCCCGGCUCUUCAAGCGCUCGGCACAACAAACACCCUGCCACCGCAGACCAUCUGCAUGCCCCCCGGCGAGUACACUGGCACUGGCACCACGCUGGUUUCCGUCUCCGGCCUGCAUGUCAUCAUCCGCUCGUCCGUGCCUGGGUCGCCCGUGAAGAUUCUGGGCAAUGGCGCUCAGGGCCUGUUUGCUGGCGACUAUGGUGGCAGGACUGGCGGCACGUACAAUGUCACCAUCAUCGACUUCAUCUUUGAGAAUGGGUAUCGCCCAAACGGCAACGGCGGUGCGGCUGUUUUCGUUGGGGUUGGGUAUUCGACCGUCGCCGUUGUGGACUGGACGUUCAUCAACUGCCAGUUCCGGAACAACCGUGCUGUGUCCUACGGGAUCUCAUAUUCCUCGGGUGGCGCCGUGCGCCUGCACAUCUACACGGAUAAGUCGAGUGUUUCUCGCAUGACAUUCUCGCAAUGCACUUUUACCAAUAACAGUGCCACAUAUGGUGGUGCCUUUGGUAUGUCCCGCGGAUCCGGCGAUGGCGCGUCUGUCAUUGGGUGGGCCGAUGUUCGCUUCAGCGCGUGCCUUUUCGAUCAGAACGCUGCGAGCUACGGCGGGGCCAUUUACACACAGUACAGCAAUCUUCGCAUCGUCAACUCGAACAUUACGCGCAACGGCGGCGGUGCUGUCUCCGCGUUCAUGGCGCCUCUGCCAGGCAUGGACGACUGCACGCUGGUCACCCGCAACGUGCGGUUUGUGGGCAACGUAUUGUCUGGGCCAUUCACAGCUACUUGCAGCUCUGCGCUGAGCGUGGUACUAGACGGCCCGACUACGGGCGUGUCGAUGCAAGACACCCACUUCCUUGACAACUGGUGCAACGGUACCUCCCUCACCAAUUGCGGCACCAUGUUCGUGAGCAACUAUUACGGCGAUUCGUUUGUUGCGGUGGCAAACACAGAGUUUAUCAACAACACGGGUGAGGCCAACGUCAUGUUCACUCUUUCGACCGGGGCGCGCACCAGUGUAGUUCUCCACAACUCAUGCUCGGUCAAGGUUCGCAUGUCCACACACCCAAUGUCUUUCGUAUCCUUGCCGAUGCGUUCCAGUGUGUCCGACUUUUGUGCGUCAUCGAUCAUCCCGCGGCUGCCAAACUUUGUCUACCCAUCGAAACACAACAUACCGGGACCCGUGGUCAUGAACUGCACGGACGACUCCGUCCCGCAGUACUAUCAUUCCGACACGCUGCCGCUGCCAUCGUGCACUUUGGGGUGCACGCUCGCUCCGUUUGUCUUCCAGUAUGCGCCCGAGGCGCGGUGCCUGCAGUCAUGCUACGGCUACGGGUACGCCAAUCCGAACUUCCAGUGCGUGCCUGGCGUUGGGUGCUUGCCGUUUGGUCUCGUCGCCGAUCCCAUCGCCGCUGCUUGCGUCAGCGACUGCCCAGUCAGCCUCCCUUGGCUCGACGCUGUCACGAACGAAUGCCGCCCCUGCGAGCAGGGUCUGUUUUGGGACAAUUCGACCUCUGCUUGUGUCAGCUCGGCAGAUUGCACUGCGCCCAAUUCAUUUGGCGACCCGCUCACGCGGUUCUGCGUGCCACAAAGCCAGUGCUCUGCCGCCUACCCAUUCGCUUUGGGCACACUUUGCAUCGAUCUGUGCCCCGAAGGUCUGUUUGGCGACGUGCCAACGCACCAGUGCCUCAACCUGACCGAAUCGUCGUGUUCUGCGUCCACUCCAUUUGCGAGCGUGGCCGACCGCCGCUGCUUCUCCACGGAAGAGUGCGCUGCACACAGCCUGGGCCUCAACUUUGUGAACAGCACGUGCGAUGCGUGCAGCAGCGUCGCCCUCGCACUGAACGUGACCAGCGGCAUGUGCGCCUGCGUGGCCACGAAUCUGUACUACUUACCGGAGACUGAUGCAUGCGUGCUGGCCGAUCAGUGCGCGACAAGCGGCACGACAAGCAUCUACAGCGACCGCUUGUGGAGGUGGUGCGUUCCGGUGAACCACUGCUCGCCCGAGUACCCAAUCUCGGCGGCGCCAUUUACCAUGUGCUUAACAGCCGCCGAGUAUCUUGCAGGGCUUGUUUCGGUGUCCCGAGCGAGUAUUCAAUCCAUCGCGACCGCGUCGCGCUCGGCCGCGUUGGCGAGUCACAGUAUAAUAUCUGCGUCGAGUGCCAGCGUGCGAUCUGUCAUGUCGGUGUCGAGUGCCAGCGCGCAAUCUGUCAUGUCGGUAUCGAGUGCCAGCGUGCAAUCUGUCAUGUCGGCGUCGAGUGCUAGCGCGAAAUCUGCCGUGUCGGCAUCGAGUGCCAGCGCGAAAUCUGCCGUGUCGGCAUCGAGUGCCAGCGCGAAAUCUGCCGUGUCGGCAUCGAGUGCCAGCGUGCAAUCCGCCGUGUCGGCAUCGAGUGCCAGCGCGAAAUCUGCCAUGUCUGCAUCCAGUGCCAGCGCAAAAUCCGCCGUGUCGCCAUCGAGUGUCAGCGUACAAUCCGCCAUGUCGGCAUCGAGUGCCAGCGUCCAAUCUGUCAUGUCUGUUGCGGGAACAAGCGCGACAAAUGCACCAGGUGGUGACCCCAGCGACGCAAGCUCUGCUCCCGUUGCCGCCAUCGGUGGCGCUGUUGGUGGAGUUGUCGCGGUGGUUGUCGUGGUGGUUGUGGUCGUGUUGGUUUUGCGCAAGCGUCGCGCGGCCAAGAUCGUGGUCGAAGAAACCGUUCAUAAACUCCUUGCGUCAGACCGCGAUCUGUUCAAGGCGUUCGUGGCGUCGACGACGGGCGUCAGUCGCUCGUUUGGCAAGAGCCAGGGCCAGGACGACGACGACGCAACGCGCAAGCGAGGGCACCAUGCGAACGAUGAUGACGACGACGAUGAAGACGACAAUGACUUUGGCGAUGAGGACGACGACGAUGACGACGACGACUCGGACGACUCGGACGACGAAGACGACUCUGAAGACGAUUCUGAAGCCGAUGACGACGAUGCAGGGGACGACGAGGGCGAAGAGGACGACAGUGCUGCUGCUGGCGAUGACAGCAAGGAUGGCCAGGACAAGGAGGCGGCCAAACACAAGUCCAAGAAACACCGCAACGACAAGGACGACCGCCACAGCACCAAGCAUGCCGACCGCCAUGGCAAGGAGCGACACGAAAAGAAGACAAAGAAGAAGUCGUCAGCCAAGGAAGAAGUCAAGCGUCCCAAACGACGUGCCAUUCUGAGUGACGACGAAGACGAACCUGAAUCCGCAACUGCUGCUCCAGAGUCCGAGGACGAGCAAGAGCCUCGUACAACUGAAAAGCGUCGCCGUGAUUCCGACGAAGACGCCGCGGGCAGCGAUCAGGAGGCUCGCCAAUCCUCGAAAAAGCGUCGCUCCGAUGAUCAAGAGGGCUCGGGGAAUGACAGCGAAGAAGAAGAAGAAGAAGAAGGGUCUGGUGAAGAGACAAAUGCACGCAAGCCGCGAGAAGACAACUAUCCUGAUCUGGAUGACGAUGAUUUGGCACUCGUGCAGGAGAAUGUGGAUCUUCUUGGCGCGCACUCGUCGCGCACGCGCAAACGUUUCAUUAAGGGCGUCGAGCAAACACGCACAGAGCGUCCAACUGCUGCUUCGCAAGCAGACGAUGAUCUUGGCCUUGAUAUGAGCGACGAGGACGACGAGGAAGAAGAGCGCGGGAGUGCGCAGCGCCCGCAAAAGCGGCCUCAGGCGCCCGUGCAAAAAUCCGCUUCUCGCGCCUCCCGUUCCGAUGCCGAUGAUGCUGCUGCUGCUGCGGCUGCUGCGGCAGCGGAUGAUGCUCGAGCGGAAGAGGACGAGCGAGACUUUUUGGACGAUCGCAAGGGCCAACUGAGCAGCAACAUUGCAACCGCCAUUCAAAUUUUCGGCGAAGAUUACCUCAAGUACAUGACGUCGGAGGACUUGGACGCCGAUGACGACUUUUUCGACGAGCAGGACGAAGAACAGCUGGAAAUUGAUACCCAGCAGGAGGGUCUCGAUGAAGAGCAACGCCAACAGCGUCUCGAGGAAUAUCGCGCCAAACGACAGCCCAAACCCAAAGUGCAAGCGCAAUUGUCAGAGACUUGGACGAUGCUAUUCGCGUCAAAGACGCAGCAGAACGCUUGGGAGGGCGAGAAUGAGCUUGUCUCUGAAGCCGACUGGAUUUUCCGACAAGUCUUCCUCCCUCUCUCUGGGUCGCAGUGGAGCUCAGAGUCGCAGUCGACCGACUAUGAUGCGGCCACCAUGAAGCCCAAAAUCCAGGCGGCGCUUGAUUUAAUUCGCAACCAGGGCAUGGAGGUGCCAUUUAUCGCCAAGUUCCGCAAAGAGUAUAUCGAGACCGAAAUCCAAACGCCCGAGCUUUGGAAGAUUUACGCGCAAGACGUGGUUUGGUCGGCGCUUGUUCGUCGAAAGCGAUCCGUCCAGAAGGGAUUGGUCGACUUGCGCUCUUACUUGCAAGAGGCGCUGAUUGCUGCUUCGACGGCCCUCAACCAGAGUCUUGAGUCGCAGUCCAACUUUGAGCUCGGAUCGACUGCAGGCUCAUCGGAAGAUCGCGAGCGCUCAGCCAAUGUCAACCACGGAUUGGACUUGGUGGAGCGAGCCUUGCAUCUCUUGACCGAGUCGCAUGUUCCUCUUGAGGUGGACGACAUUACAGACCACCUCAAUCUGCACUUUGGCGACGCUCUGGCAAACAUUCGUGCCAAGCGAUCGGCCGCAGACGCAGCCCGAGACGCACCAUUCACGAAAAAGCCCGUGCAGCGAGACCAACACCUUGUGGCGCGUGAGGCUGGCUUGCUGCGCCUCCAACGUCAGUUCUGUCUCGCCGUCGAGCAGCUUGCUGAAAAUCUUCGCCAGGACUACCAGGCCCACUAUCCGCCCGAGUCUCCUGUUGAAACCCCGACGACUGCUGCUCAAGAGUAUGCAACCGGACGGCAUGGCUUUUCCAGCGCUGAGACGGUUCUCUCGGCGGUGCGCAUGGCAACAGCCCAGGAAAUUGCGUGCGACCCGGUCAUUCGCACCGUCGUGCGCCAGCACAUGACCGAGCGUGGCUACCUCUCCGUGCGGCCGACCCCGCGCGGAGCACGAGAACUUGACGAAUCGCACCAGUACGCGCCGUUCAAGUACAUUACCAAAAAGCCCUUCUCCUCCUUCAAGGACGAGCAAUUCCUGCUGAUGCUCAAGGCCGAGAAGGAGGGACUGCUGCAGCUCUACUUUGGUCUGCCGCUCACCGAGGCCGAGAACCGAGCGGAGGAGGAUCGCCAAGUGGAAGCCGAUCGCAAAGCACGCGCCGCAGUGGACGCGGCAGAGGCAGCUGCUCCUGUCGGAGCAGCGACUUCGAGUCUUCCCAAGUUUGUUCCCGCCACCAUCCAAACGUCUUUGCUUUCAGCGGCGGAAUCUGUGCGAAAGACACGAUUGUUUGCCCUCUUUGACAGCUUCUUUUGCGACACUGGCGUUUCUGAGACGGCCAACUUGUGGAAUGAGCAACGGCGCAUGAUUCUGGUCGGGGCGCUCCAACUCUUGCUUUUGCCGCGCAUCGAGCGCGAAAUUCGUGUGCAGCUGGAAGACCGCGCGAUUCAGUUUGUCGCAUCCAAGUGCGCAGCCGCCCUCAACGAGCUGGUUCGAGUUGGGCCAUUCCCGCGCACCACUCGUGUCUAUCGUCGCACCACGACGGGAGACACUUCCAGUCGACUCAACAAGGCCAAGAAGAAGAGCUGGGAGUCAGAGUCCUUUGAUCUGGACGAUGAUGAUGAAGCCAACAACAGCGAUUCUGACGAGGAUGACGACGAACGGCGCAAUCGCUCGCACAAGUCGUCUCGAAGCGGACGUAAAUCUGGCAUCCACGAAGAGAUGGAGAUUGACGACGGUCUGGAAAAGGGCGCGCGUGUCCUCGCCGUUGUGCCUGGUUCGCAAGACACGCCUUCCUUUGCAGUCAUGCUCGAUGGAAACGGACGGGUGCUCGACUUUGCUCGGCUCCAACACUUUUUGAAGCGCGUGAGCGAGGGCGAUUUCACAUCCGAAUCGGCUCGUGUGCGUGAAGAAGAACUGGAUCGCUUGAAGAGCAUGAUUGUGUCCAAGCGUCCUCACGCCAUCGCUCUGGGCCUCGACCGUCUCGAGUACCGUCGCAACAAGGAUCUUCUUGAGCGCUGUCUGCGCGAUAUUCCCUCGGACGAGUAUCCGUUUGUCAGCUCGGUGGCCGUCCAGCUUGUCGACAUGGCGGCAGCCCUGCUCAAGGAAAACACUGCCCGCUUUGCGCGCGAAUUUCCCGACUACCCUCCACUCCUACGACGCGCCAUUUCCGUCGGCCGUCGCCUGCAAGACCCUCUCACAGAAAUCGCCUCGCUUUGCGUGGAAGGCGCAACGCUGGUGGGUGGAAACGGCGGCUCGUUCGGCACGGGCACAAUGGCUGGCGCCAACGUCCGCGCGGCGUCUUCCCUUGUGCUGAGUCACUCGGGCGUGGCCAUCGAAGACGAGCUGACCUUGCUACGACUGCAUCCGUUGCAAUCCAUCAUCCCGACGACGGCACUGCGCCCUGCUUUGAUUCAAGUUUUGAUCGACAAUGUUGCGCUCGUCGGUGUCGACAUGACCCAAGCGCUGCUGCACCCGCACACGGCCAGCACGCUCCAGUUUGUUGCCGGCUUGGGUCCGCGAAAGGCACCUGCACUGCUGGAGGCCAUCAAGGCGGCAGGCGGUCGACCACGCAGCCGCGAAGCGAUCGGGUUGACGGGCAAUCUUGGCCCAACCGUCCUGAUGAACUGCAUUGGCUUUUUGCGCAUCUUUGGAGUGAGCGACCCUGACGAGGACGCAGGCGAGCCUUCUUCGUACAUUGACAUCUUGGACACGACCCUGAUUCAUCCUGAAAACUACGAUGUAGCUCGAAAGAUUGCUCGAGACGCCCUCGACUAUGACACGAUUGACGAGCGCGCCCCGUCUCACCACGUGGAAGAGCUGCUGCGCCAGCGACAAAAGCUGAACGAGGUCGAUCUCGACCACUAUGCACAGCACAUGGAGGCCGCACACGUCGGAAAACGCAUUCGGACCACUCUGUACGACAUUCGGUCUGAGCUCACGUACCACGGUGUCGAUUCGCGACCUCCUUUCCGUCCGUUGUCGGACGACGACAAGUUCACGUUGGUUACGGGAGAGUCCGACGCCACUCUGUGGGAAGGCAUGCUUGUGGACUGCACUGUCGUCUCACUGCAAGAAAAGAGUGUGCGUGUUCGUUUGGACAAUGGCAUGAUUGGCUUUAUCGGCAUUUCUCGUUUGAGCGAUUCGCGUGUCGAAAACCCGAGUGACUAUGUCCGUCCUGGGCAGCACGUGCACGCGCGAAUCACGCGAGUCAACAAGCUGAACAUGACUGCAGACCUCACCUCCAAGUCCUCCGACCUGCAAAACACAUCCGGCGUCUUUACACCUCGUCGCGACACCUUCUACGACCUCGAUUGCGAAAAGUUUGAUCAGGAGCAGGCGAGAGCGCGUGCCCGCCGGCUGGCCAAGCGCGCCACGUACGUCCCACGCACCAUCCAGCACGGUCGCUUCAAGAAUGUUGACUUGCGCAAAGCCUUGGCGCUGCUCAAGGCUGGCCAUGACGGCGAUGUCAUCAUCCGCCCGUCCUCGAAGGGUGGCGACUCGUUGGUCGUGACUUGGCGCUUGGCUGAGGGUGUUUACCAGCAUCUGGAGGUUGUCGAGCAAAACAAGCCCAGUCCUACUGAACUUGGCCGUGAGCUGUACAUUGGCAAGGAGCGCUUUGAUGAUUUGGACGAAAUCCUUGCUCGCCACGUCUCGCCAAUGUUCAACCUGCUGCAGGACGCGCGCAGCGCAAAGUUCUGGACGAACGCUCCAGUGCCUGAAAUCGAUCAGUCGCUGCGCGAGGAGAAGGCAGCGCAGAGCGGUCGCAUCCCGUACAAGCUCGCACUGGUGCCCGACAAACCCGGUCGCUUGCUGCUGGCCUAUUUGCCCUCCCACAGUGUGCGCCACGAGUAUGUCAGCCUCACACCCGAUGGCUUCCGGUUCCGUGGUCAUGGCUUUGCCCUGAUCGCCAAGUUGAUUGCGUGGUUCAAGGUCCACUUUAACGAUCCCACUCCUUCCAGCAAUCAACAGCGCCACGCGCACUCGCAGCCAUCCCGGGUGCACCCCCAGCCGCACCACUCCACUGCCUCUUCUGCCUCUUCCCACUCGAGUUCCAUGCUGCCUGCGUCAAGUGGACUGUACUCCGCCAUGCCCGUCGGCGCUACUGCUGCAGCUGCUGCGGCCACCCCAGGCCAGUCGUUUGUUCACCCGAGUCGACAACAGCCUCAAGUGCAGCCACCAAUGCAGCCGAUGCAGCCAAUCCAACCCUUCCCGUUCGGCGCACCGUACGCUCCGGGAGCACCUAUGGCUUACCCGCCGGCUGGCUAUCCUUACUUGCCCCAGCAGCAGCCGCAGCCGCAGUCUCAGCAACCUGGUGCCUUCCCUCCGUUCUUCCCCAUGGCAGGCGUGGCACCCGCAUAUCCACCAGCUGGUGCCAUGCCACAGCAGCAGCAGCAGCAGCAGCAGCAGUACUAUGACGAUCGUGGUCGCUAUUAUUCGUCUCGUCGCUGA
Capsaspora owczarzaki ATCC 30864 is the source of this 8742-nucleotide messenger RNA. RefSeq lists its product as hypothetical. The transcript is spliced from 13 exons. Lineage: Eukaryota; Filasterea; Ministeriida; Capsasporidae. Gene Ontology annotation, biological process: positive regulation of transcription elongation by RNA polymerase II; transcription elongation-coupled chromatin remodeling; transcription elongation by RNA polymerase II. Bases 1 to 8742 code for a protein of 2913 amino acids. Gene Ontology annotation, molecular function: histone binding; DNA binding; nucleosome binding. The record is from RefSeq and is a predicted model, not a curated record. Gene Ontology annotation, cellular component: transcription elongation factor complex.